Nycticebus coucang (slow loris) is the source of this 2145-nucleotide messenger RNA. RefSeq names its product outer dynein arm docking complex subunit 4 (gene ODAD4). NCBI's taxonomy places the organism in Eukaryota, Metazoa, Chordata, Mammalia, Primates, Lorisidae. The transcript is spliced from 12 exons. Gene Ontology annotation, molecular function: protein binding. Bases 82 to 2079 code for a protein of 665 amino acids. Gene Ontology annotation, cellular component: cytoplasm. The record is from RefSeq and is a predicted model, not a curated record.
GGAGCAUCUGCAAACUGAAGAGAAGUUCUCUGACUUCUUUUUCUUUCUUUCUCUGCUUUCGCGCUUCCAACUCUGGUCACCAUGUCGGACCCUGAAGUCGAGACCUUGCGAAGCACCUUUCCCUCUUACAUGGCGGAGGGUGAGCGACUUUAUCUGUGUGGGGAGUUUUCUAAAGCCGCGCAGAGCUUCAGCAACGCUCUUCAACUUCAGAAUGGAGACAAGAACUGCCUGGUUGCCCGCUCCAAAUGCUUCCUAAAGAUGGGAGACUUGGAGAAAUCCCUGAGAGAUGCUGAGGCUUCACUCCAGAGUGACCCAACUUUCUGCAAGGGAAUUUUACAAAAGGCUGAGACGUUAUAUACCAUGGGGGACUUUGAGUUUGCCUUGGUGUUCUAUCACCGAGGCUAUAAGCUGCGGCCUGAUCGGGAAUUCAAAGUUGGAAUUCAGAAAGCCCAGGAAGCCAUUAACAAUUCAGUGGGAAGUCCUUCUUCAAUUAAGCUGGAGAAUAAAGGGGACCUUUCCUUCUUAAGCAAACAGGCUGAGAAUAUGAAAGCCCAGCAGAAGCCUCAUCUCAUGAAACACCUCUCACACUACUCCAAGGCAGAGUCCAAGCGAAGGGGCUCACCCAAGAGUGAGAAGACUAUCCGCCAGCUUCUGGGGGAGCUCUAUGUGGACAAGGAAUAUCUGGAGAAACUCCUAUUAGAUGAAGACCUUAUCAGAGGCACCAUGAAGGGCGGUUUGACUGUGGAAGACCUCAUCAUGACGGGCAUCAACUACCUAGACACUCGCAGUGACUUCUGGAGACAGCAGAAGCCCAUCUAUGCCAGGGAGCGGGACCGGAAGUUGAUGCAAGAGAAAUGGCUGCGGGACCGCAAACGCAGUCCCUCACAGACAGCCCAUUAUAUCCUCAAGAGCCUGGAGGACAUCGACAUGUUGCUGACCAGCGGCAGUGCUGAAGGGAGCCUUCAGAAAGCUGAGAAAGUGCUGAAGAAGGUACUAGAAUGGAACAAAGAAGAGGUACCCAACAAAGAUGAACUGGUUGGAAACUUGUACAGCUGCAUAGGGAAUGCCCAGAUUGAGCUGGGGCAGAUGGCAGCAGCCCUGCAGAGCCAUAGAAAGGACCUGGAAAUCGCCAAGGAAUAUGACCUUCCUGAUGCGAAAUCAAGAGCCCUUGACAACAUUGGUAGGGUUUUUGCUAGAGUUGGGAAAUUCCAGCAAGCUGUUGACAUGUGGGAAGAGAAGAUCCCUCUGGCAAAAACCACCCUGGAGAAGACCUGGCUGUUCCACGAGAUUGGCCGCUGCUACUUGGAACUGGACCAGGCAUGGCAGGCGCAGGCUUAUGGUGAGAAGUCCCAGCAGUGUGCUGAGGAGGAAGGGGACAUCGAGUGGCAGCUGAAUGCCAGCGUUCUGGUGGCCCAGGCACAAGUAAAGCUGAGGGACUUUGAGUCAGCUGUGAACAACUUUGAGAAGGCCCUGGAGAGGGCGAAGCUGGUCCACAACAAUGAGGCUCAGCAGGCCAUCCUCAGUGCCUUGGACGAUGCCAACAAGGGUAUCAUUGAAGAGCUGAAGAAAACCAACUACAGAGAGCAUUUCAAAGAAAAGAAAGACAAAGAAGAGGCUACUUCACUGUAUGAAGAUAAAACACUAAUGGCAAAGAAGGAAAAGAGUGGAGAGAUAGAUGAACCUGAGAAGGUGAUGAAGGAGUGGGAAAGAGAGCAAACUGAGAGUGACAAAGAGAUGGAUGAUGAUGAGGGUUUCAGGGAGGGUGUGGAGAGUAUAGCAAGUAGACAGCAGAGAGUGGGAGCUGAAAAAGCCAGAAGAGAUCCAGGAAAAGGUGCCAAGGAACUGGACACAAAAUCAGGAAGAACAGGCAAGAAACUACCAGAAUUGGGCAGAAGACAAUCAAGAGACAUUUACAGGAGGACCUCUGGAGAAUUCAAUCAAAGACUCAUAGGAGAACUGAGCAGAAAGGAAUCAGACAUAGGCAGAAGAAAGUUGGGAGAACAGGGAGAAACAGAAUUGGGAGAAAAAGAAAUUAAAAAAACAGAAAAUGGUGAAAAUGAAAAAACAGAAAAGGAAUAAGAAUAAAGCUAUGAUCAGAAGGUGUUCAGAUCAGGAGGCUGAUGCUUAGAGGGAUCAUGGGCUCUA